AGAGAUUGUGAGGGGGUGAAGGAGGGAGAUAACCGGGAUGUAUGCGAAGUCGAAGGGGUCGAGACCUCGCCUUGACCGGCGAAACGCCAUCAAGAGCAUCGAUUACGAGGCUUCCGCCUCGACGGCGUCUUGUUCGUUCAACGACCAGUCAACUCCACGCACCCGAUCGCUUGACUUUAUCCCGCUAUCUGAGAGGACGAGCUUCCGAAUUGAAGGGACUGAGGGCGAAUUUGACCAAAUUUGCCGCUCUCUAGGGCUUUCCCCUGAAGAUUUCGCGAUUCCGACUGCUGCUUGGGAGGCUCGGAGAUGCUCCUCAGCUUCCAACACUGUAAGGAGCUCUAGACUUACGCGUAGUGGGGUUUUGGAUGCAGAAAGGCUGGCUGAUAGUUUUGCUACUAGCGCUGUGAUUAGGAAUGGUGAUGAAGUGGAGAACUGUUUAGAUGUCGCUGGACACGAAGCUAGGGCUAGAAUAGGCGACGAAAUUGGAACCACAGAUGAAAACUUGUGCAAAGACGGUGGCCGUGGAAUUAAGGGCGCGAGGCCGCCGAGAUUAGCUGCUCCAGAAUCAGUUGUAGAUAAUUUGGGCCAACCUUGGGAUUUAGAUAGGAGUAUUAGUGGGGGUUCUAGUGUGUAUGGGGGCAGCUCUCACCAUAGCCCAACCGAUUCAGAAGACUUCCAAAGAACUGAGGAUGUUGGAAAUGCAAAUGACAAUGAAGAAAGAAAUGAUAAUUUAAUAGAUGGUGCUGGUCUGGUGCCAGAACCUUUUUCGGAUUCACACAGUGACUGCAAUGAAGAUGAUGAUCCAGACACGUUGAAAACAGAAUCUGAAUCUAUGUAUACUGUUUCAGCUCAUGGUUCUUUCAGGUGCAGCAUAAAGACUUGGCAAAGGGGUGACUUUCUUGGCAGUGGAUCAUUUGGAACAGUCUAUGAAGGCUACACUGGUGAUGGCUUCUUUUUUGCUGUAAAGGAAGUUUCUUUACUUGCCACUGGAAACCAAGGCCAGCAAAGCAUUUUUCAACUUGAACAGGAGAUUUCACUUUUAAGUCAGUUUGAACAUGAAAACAUAGUUCGGUAUCUUGGAACAGACAAGGGUGAUAGCAAACUCUAUAUUUUCCUUGAACUUGUACCUAAAGGUUCGCUAGCAAGUCUUUACCGCAAGUAUCAACUGCGUGAUACCCAGGUUUCCGCAUACACUAAGCAAAUCUUAAGCGGAUUACAUUAUCUUCAUUUACGUGACGUGGUUCAUAGGGAUAUAAAGUGUGCCAAUAUACUGGUAGAUGUAAAUGGUUCCGUGAAACUUGCAGAUUUUGGAUUGGCAAAGGCAACAAAACUGAAUGACAUAAAAUCAUGCAAGGGAACACCAUUCUGGAUGGCGCCAGAGGUUGUUAACCGGAAAACCAAUGGCUAUGGGCGUGCUGCUGAUAUUUGGAGCCUUGGGUGUACUGUUUUAGAGAUGUUAACCGGCCAAAUUCCAUAUUCUAACUUAGAAGGGAUGCAAGCACUGUUCCGAAUUGGUAGAGGUGAACUCCCUCCUAUACCUAAUUCUUUGUCAAAAGAUGCUCAGGAUUUUAUCUGUAAAUGCUUACAAGUUAAUCCAACUGAUCGGCCUACUGCUGCUGAACUAUUGGAACAUCCAUUUCUGAGGACAGCAAGUCCUGUGCCUCCCAGGUCGUGAAAUAAUUUUGGAACUUAAUUGGUCUGUGACGGCUGAGAUUAUUCAAUGGAGCCAUUCCAGCCGGGAAUUGUCACUUUCUACACUAUAAUGUAGAUGAUUUUACAAGAGUAAAUGGGUAUUCAUAUUGUAUAUAUGAUCUCUGUAGUCUGUACUAUGAUCUGCCGUUCCUUCCUCACUUAUCAUUGCCGCAUGAAUCUCGGGAUUUACUGGAUCAAGAAGACUAGAGCCUUUAUUGAAGGCACAAGUGCAUUUGGUGUUUUGAGAGCUCGAACCUGAAAUAUAAUUUCGUAAACCUGGAAACGAAGUCCCUGGAAGUACAACCAGCACCACCGAGGGUAUUGCUUUUCUCACCAAGUGUCUGAGCACCGUAAUUGUACUAGAAGUCUAGAACUGGAUUAUUGCUUUCCUUGAUUCUUGAUUCUUUAGUCUCAUUUUUUUGACCUAUGCGUCUGCAGUGUGUAGUGUGUAGUGUAGAGGAUUGUGGUUGUGAAGCAAAUUGUAAAUACCGACUUCUUUCUCUUGUGCGUUUUCAAAGGAAAUUGUUAGAAUUGCUUCAUCGGGUUUAUGUUGCGCCGGUUAUGCAAUUUUGCUCUGCGGCUGUAACUAGUUUCUGCA
Ipomoea nil (Japanese morning glory) is the source of this 2290-nucleotide messenger RNA. Its product is annotated as mitogen-activated protein kinase kinase kinase 1-like. The coding region runs from base 38 to 1675 and encodes 545 amino acids. The record is from RefSeq and is a predicted model, not a curated record. Lineage: Eukaryota; Viridiplantae; Streptophyta; Magnoliopsida; Solanales; Convolvulaceae. Gene Ontology annotation, molecular function: protein kinase activity; ATP binding. Gene Ontology annotation, biological process: protein phosphorylation. The transcript is spliced from 10 exons.